AUGACGAUACCGUUUCAAAUCCCCAUACCAGAUUUGGACCACUGCUUGUCUCAGCUCCUGGAUCACAAGCCCCCGCGGUUGCUACCUCCGGAAACCGUUCAACAACUCUGUCACAACCUUAAAUCUCAAUUAUUGGGCGACCCCAAUAUCCUUCUGGUCCAGUCUCCCAUCACCGUUGUGGGCGAUAUUCACGGCCAGUACCAUGAUUUACUCGAAAUAUUUCAAAUCGGCGGGUAUCCACCACAUACAAACUACUUAUUUUUGGGGGAUUAUGUGGAUCGAGGCUACUAUUCAGUGGAAACGAUUCUGUUAUUGAUCGCACUUAAACUUCGGUAUCCUCUGCGUGUAUUUCUUAUCAGAGGAAACCAUGAAUCACGUACAAUCACCACCAACUAUGGCUUUUAUACCGAAGUGCUCCACAAGUACCAAGGAAGCUCAGAUGUUUGGACUUAUAUCACCGAUGUGUUUGAUUAUCUCCCGUUGGGAGCGACCAUCGAUGGCCGAGUAUUUGCUACCCACGGAGGUUUGUCGCCCAGCUGCCAGCGACUAGAUCAGAUAAGGGCCACCGAUAGGUUCAAGGAGAUCCCUCAUGAUGGGAUCAUGGCGGAUUUGGUGUGGUCAGACCCCGAUCCCGAGAUUCUUGACUUCAAGUUAUCGCCGAGAGGUGCUGGCUACCUUUUCGGCGCCGAUGUCAUGAACAAGUUUUGUCACGACAAUGGAUUAUCCCAGCUCGUGCGGGCACACCAGUUAUGUAACGAGGGCUAUGUGAGCUACUGGGGCGGCAAAUGCUUAACAGUGUGGCUGGCACCCAACUACUGCUACCGGUGCGGAAACAAGGCCAGUGUUCUCGAGGUCACCGACACCAGCAGCGAUGGCAAAGUCAACGAGCAAGGGGUGUUUGCUGGCCAGUACUUCAACGUAUUCGAGGCAUCGCCAGAAAACGACGAAGAUACCGUUGUUGGAAAAGGUGUUAAUGGCAUGCAAGAUGACGGGCAGGCCCCGGGCAUGUUUGCCGGCUUCUACGGCCGGCCGUCGCAAAUUGUCGAGUAUUUCUUAUAG
Messenger RNA from Meyerozyma guilliermondii ATCC 6260, 1059 nucleotides. RefSeq names its product putative serine/threonine-protein kinase (gene PPG1). The transcript has a single exon. Gene Ontology annotation, molecular function: protein serine/threonine phosphatase activity. The coding region runs from base 1 to 1059 and encodes 352 amino acids. Gene Ontology annotation, cellular component: FAR/SIP/STRIPAK complex. The record is from RefSeq and is a predicted model, not a curated record. NCBI's taxonomy places the organism in Eukaryota, Fungi, Ascomycota, Pichiomycetes, Serinales, Debaryomycetaceae. Gene Ontology annotation, biological process: peptidyl-serine dephosphorylation.